Molecule: messenger RNA, 1689 nt
Organism: Coccinella septempunctata (seven-spotted ladybird)
Lineage: Eukaryota; Metazoa; Arthropoda; Insecta; Coleoptera; Coccinellidae
Gene: rau
Exons: 5
Coding region: 197-1189 (330 amino acids)
Biological process (GO): positive regulation of fibroblast growth factor receptor signaling pathway; positive regulation of epidermal growth factor receptor signaling pathway; signal transduction
Source: RefSeq, a predicted model, not a curated record
UACUUCUUGAGCAAAGCUCAACUCAGCCACAGUCAAGCUCUACUAGCGUGAGAGUACGGUGAGCGUUGCUUCAUUCUGACGUUGACACAUGUGCGGUUACCGAACUGUUGUUUGCGAGCCGAUUUUGUGUUAUUGUUGAUGAUAUACCUACCCCAUUAAUUUUGGAUUACAAUUUACAGACUUUAGGAUCAUCAAGAUGAUGAAACAUGUGCAGCUUUCUCCUUACAGGAGUAGAGCGGAUACAGUUUCCCUGAGUUCGACGACUUCUUAUGGAAGUUUAAGUCCAGAACCCCUAGGAAGCAGAUCUUCAAGUUACUCCUCGCUCAACGAAUCCACAAACAACCUACAGACAACCAUCAAAAUAUACGCAAGGUGCUUGAGGUCAGACAUUGAGUACAAAACUUUAUCCAUAACCUUCCAAAGCACUUGUAAGGAAGUCGUUGGGAUGCUGCUAGGCAAAUACAAGAUGAAACACAGAGAUCCAAAAUUGUUCUACUUGAGUAUGGAGGUGACAGUGAGAAAAGCUGGCGUCAGGACAAUCUUGGCACUUGAUGAUGAAGCUAGACCUGCUGCUCUACAACUAUGCCAUCCUAAGGGAGACUCAAAAUUUUCUCUACAAACCAGAAGAGGUGGUUUGGUGAAAAUAUACGACUCAGUGUUGAACAGCAAUUCUCAAUAUAAAAGUCUGUUGGUCAGCGCUAAAACUUCCUCGGACGAACUGAUAGCUCUACUGCUGAAUUGUUAUAACAGUAAAGAAAGGGUUGAGCAGUUCUCCAUCUACGAAGUCAACACGGAGAAGGAACAACAAAGGAAACUGCAUCCGGAUGACAGACCUCUUCAGGUUCAGCAGACGUGGAUACCAAAUCAGAAAUGUCAUUUUCUCCUUCGCAGAAAUCCAGAUUAUUUGCCACUAUCCAGGAGAAAAAUUUUUUGGAUAACGGAUCCUCCAGUGCCUAAUAAAAUGGUCCAAUCAACGCCACAUCUCUUGCAACUGUCCAAACCCCAAGCAGUCUUAGCAGCUGAAAGGAAGUCAGAGGAGAAACCAAAAUCUACAAAUUCCAGUCCGAAACAUAGGGAAUACUAUUUAACGCAAAACAAAGACUUGAAGAUUUUCGGUAGUAGCAACGCCUUGACGAGUAGAAAUGGUACUCCUUCCUAUGCCGACUACGAAAAUUAUUUUUACAUAUAGACUGUACAAAAGUCGCAAUUGUAAAUAUAACAUUGCCUUUUUCGUGACAAAUGGAAUUGCCCGUUUUGUAGAUAAUGUGUGAAGUCUAGUUGUUGUAUAAAUGUUUAUUGUUGAACCAAAGACUAGUAUGUGACUGCUAAUUUUCAAAGUAUUUUGAAGAGUCUCUGGUAGCUCUAAGUUAUAAUCGAAUGUUUAUUGUUUAUUUUUUUCGACGAAGAGUUUUUAGCUUUGUUUUUGUACAUAUUAUAUUCUACUUUGCUGCAUUACAGACACUUCACGAAAAAAUUCAAUCCCUUCUUGGAUUAAAAUAAAUUUGAAAAAAUCGAUUAAAUCGAGCAUUGAAGCUCUUCGGUAUAGUACUGGCGGAAGUUUUUAGAUUUCAAUAUCACAGUGCAAUCAAAGUAUGAAUAUUUCUAAUUCAAAUGGACCAAAGAAUUCAUAUGUAAAUAAGAUUUACAGUUUUUUAUUCUAAUAUAUCAAUAAAUGAAGUGAAUUUUCAA